GUCGAAAGUGGCCGGAGAAGGGGAAAAGCAGCUCAGAGGUGGUUCCGUUCGCACGUGUCCCGCGUGGUGGUGGUUUUCUCCGAUCCGCGAGUGAUUUGUUUACUAACAAAGAAGCGUACCAAAAGGUUCGAGCUCACUCCAUCGAUCCAUCCAUCCAUUCAUCUGUAAAUUCCAAUUCUGAUAGAAGACAAAAUCAACCCCCCUCUUAACAACGAUGCCGGACAACACACGGCGAGACGCUGCCAAGCCGGGCACUUCUGGGGAGCAGCAGGGGCUUGGCAAGGACGGGGAGCAUAACGAGCAACCGGGCGGACAACUGGAAGGACUGUGGGGCUUGUUGGAGCGGUAUCAGCAGGAGAUAGAGAUGUUUCUGCCGGGCGUUAACGGGCAGCCACCGACCCCGCUGUCGCCGGCCACGCUGGAGCGUGUCGUCAGGACUUCGGAGAAUAUGGCGCUCGCCCACGAGAUCGCGGUGAACGCCGACUUUAAGCUCAAGUCUCCGUCGGAGGAAGAAUCCGAGCAAACGGUGCACGGCGUGGUGCGCCGCACGAUGCACACCGCCUACUGGAAUCUAGUACAGGAAGAUCUAAGCCGCGACCCGCCUAGCUACGAACUGGCUAUGAAGAUUCUGACUGAUGUGAAAAAGUCGUUCAAGGUGCUGCUGCGAGGAAACAACGAACGCGCGCUGGCCAGGCUGAACGGAAUGCUGGACGAGGAGCGCAUCCAGCAGCAGGUAGAGUUUGGAACACUUGACAUACGCAGCAUCACAAACUACGUGAUCGAACUGAUGGGCAAGGCGUGCGCCAUGAACCGAGACAAUGAGGUGGCCGCACUGAAGCGACAGACCGACACCGUUGCCAUACUGCGCGGCAUAAUGGAAACAUUGGACAACAUGAAGAUAGACAUGGCUAACUACAUCCUGCACAUCACACACAUUCAGGUGAUGCGCAGCUCCAUUGACUACGAAAAGGAAAAGUUCAACGAACUGAAGCAGGUAUGUGGUGACAAUUUUCCGCUCACCCUGGAGUGGCUCCUCCGUCACAUUCCGCCUCCGGCCGGUGGUCCAGCUGGGCACGACGAUAAUACAGCAGCGUCCACCACCCCCGCCGGUGCCGCCGCCACCCCCGCCCCCGCCCCCGCUGGCGCCGCCGCCGCCGCCGCCGAUCAGGAGGGCGAUCAGGACGACGACGGGGGUGUCGCUGGCGCCAGCAACGAAAUGACACCAGCGAUGGCAACGGCCUACGCGGCACUUCUUGACUACAUCACUCCGCCGGCUAUCCCCGAGCUGCUUAAGCUCGACCAGGAUCGCUUUUACCAGAUGCGCAUCGAGGCGAUGCGCCUGUGCAUCUGUGCGACCGUUCUGCAGCUGACCGUCUCGGUGAUGCCGGUUCUUAGGGACCAAACGGACAAGCGCCAGGAGCUGGCGGACAAAUUGAUGGUACUGUUCGAUGGCUGCAACAGCAAAGAGUCGGUGCUGGAGCUGCUAGAGGGCAUGUGGGCCUUCGUGCUGAAGUUUGUUGACGAACAGCAGCCACUGGACACACCAAUGGCUGUAGCACUCAAGUAUCAGAUCGGAAAGGUUGCGGCCAACGACUCACCUGUCUACCCGAUUAUCUGGAACCGGCUCCAAACGACGCUGGCCAGCGUGCUGACCAAGGGAUGUCUUGCACCUAUUCAUUCCUGCUACCAAAAUCUACGUCCGCAGGUGAAAGCGCUGGCAGGGAAGCUGAUGCGCGUCGCCGAACAUAACUACGCCGUGUACGGCGACUAUUACGCCUAUCUGAUCAACCGCCAACCUACUGCCUAAACCGUACCGCGGGAUCCUGUGAGGCUUAAUUAUUUCACUUCUUUCUCUUCUUCAUUCUUAUUCCUCUAGCUCUUCCAGCAGCUGAUCUAAUUUCUCUGUUUUGUCUCAUUUGAGGAUUCUCAAAUACGAUCAUUUUUUCAUCCUAUUCUAUUCAUUCUAUUCUAUUGUCUUUGCGAUGUUCACAACUGAACACACUUACUAAUUGUCUUUGCGAUGUUCACAACUGAACACUAAGUAUGAACUCUCAUUUACUUUCUUUCUCUCUAUAUCGCGCCCAUUAAUCUACUAAUCAUUUUCAUUGGAUGCGCCCAUUAUUAAUUAAUAAAAAAUCAAAUAAACAUUUAUUGUUGCCUUAUAAAGGCUAACUUAA
Anopheles aquasalis is the source of this 2177-nucleotide messenger RNA. Its product is annotated as T-complex protein 11-like protein 1. Gene Ontology annotation, biological process: signal transduction. NCBI's taxonomy places the organism in Eukaryota, Metazoa, Arthropoda, Insecta, Diptera, Culicidae. The record is from RefSeq and is a predicted model, not a curated record.